This is a messenger RNA of Lichtheimia ornata, 1554 nucleotides long. RefSeq lists its product as uncharacterized. The transcript has 7 exons. NCBI's taxonomy places the organism in Eukaryota, Fungi, Mucoromycota, Mucoromycetes, Mucorales, Lichtheimiaceae. Bases 1 to 1554 code for a protein of 517 amino acids. The record is from RefSeq and is a predicted model, not a curated record. Gene Ontology annotation, molecular function: guanyl-nucleotide exchange factor activity.
AUGUCGAGGUUCCUUCGCGUAAAGAACCACUCUUUGAAUGCCUCAGGCUAUUCAGGAGAUAAUGAUAACCUUCAUGGCAGCUUACGCACACGAAUCAUAAGCUCAAGGGUGGGAAAGCACACAGCAGAUUUCUUGGAACGAAAGCUCUCGGCUGUUGCUAGCAAGUAUCUCAAGGGACCUUGUAAACAAGCACGACCUGAGAUCAUCAUCCAACAGCUUUUGCAUGACUCAUCCGAUACAGCCAGCACCUAUUCAGGCUCCACAAUCACCACAUGGCGUGGAUCGUUGAAUACUGAAGAUGCUGCAAGAAUAUUGCCGACCAUCUCGCCUAACGAGGUACAAUACCAAGAACUCAUGUUUGAGCUCAUGGUUACGGAAGAGGGUUAUUUUACCGAUCUUCGAAAUCUGAUGGAGGAUUUUGCCAUUGCUAUUCUAAAUUGGGAGCACUUGCCCACUUGUCUACGGGUAGUUCUGGAGGGAAUAUCGGACAUUGCAAAGUUACAUGGUUCCCUCCUAGGGGAGCUACAAGAGACCGAUGCAAAGAAUGGCCGUAUUAUCAUUGAUGCAAUUGAUUUGUUCGAAAGAUAUAUACCUCACUUUUUCAACAUUUACAAGGAUUACUUUCUCAAUUUUGAGCCGGCAAAUAAUCUCAUCGCUGCAACGUUGGAAGAUCCACAUGAUGCUACCAAGCGAGAAUUACGUGAUUUCAUCCUUGAACGCAUGUCCGAGCCUAAAUAUCGAUCCCUUACGUUACAAGCAUUCCUAUUGAAACCAGUACAACGGCUUAUGAAGUAUCCUUUGUUUUUGAAGAGCUUGAUAGAUACCCUUCCUCCAAUGAGUGAUGAAUACUACCGUCAUAUGGAAUGCAUGAAUAAUUUAGAUGGUGAGAUUCGCCGAUUUGAGGAACACAAGAGCCAUAUGGAACACCUCAUUGAGAUUCAACAUCGCACAAAAGGACUCGAGGAGUAUGCAUUUGGAUUGGCAGAUACCAAUCGAUAUCUGGUACAUCAAGGGUGGCUCACACUGGUGCCUGGUACUCGUAGCACAAUCCAAGGCAAACUUGUGUACAGCUUUGAUCAGCUUGCCACGUAUCUGAAAAGCCAAACCAACCAAGUUUACGUUUUCUUAUUCAAUGACCUGAUUUUAUUCACCAAGAUACGCUCAAAGCGAUUGAGUGAUAUUGAGAUAUCCAAGCCUAAUUCCACCAUUGGGCCCCAUCCAGCAACUUUAUUUAAGUUGGUUUUACCUCCAUGUCAACUAACCUACCUUGAUCGAUGCGUCAAAGCCAAGGUUUCAUCCAGCAAACCAUCACUUUUGAACAAAAGCGUCCGCUUCCGAUCGAAUGUAUUCUCAUCAUCCAGCCACAUUACGCCAUCACGAUCCUAUCAUGAACAUGCCAUGAAUGGACAGGAUGAAAUUGAGCCUCUUCAGUUUAUGUGCGCUGUCGCUCAUAAGAAUGUUACUAAUUUAUGUUUGGAAGCAUCAUCCAUCAGCGAAAAAGAGUACUGGUGCAAUCAACUACAAUCAGUGUGGGACCAACAUUGUAAACGAUAG